This is a messenger RNA of Rotaria sp. Silwood1, 489 nucleotides long. NCBI's taxonomy places the organism in Eukaryota, Metazoa, Rotifera, Eurotatoria, Philodinida, Philodinidae. The record is from the annotation of a GenBank genome assembly.
AUGCUAUCGAUUCAAUCAAUUGUCUUAUUCCUAUUUAUUUCAUCGACUGCAGUUCAAGGACAAUAUAAAUUUUCCAAUUGCGGUUCGAAUCCGAAUCAACACCACAUCCAAUUAAAAGGUCUUCUAAUAACACCUCAUCCAAUCACGGUACCAGGUUUUGCUUCAUUUAAGCUUGACGUUGAUGUUAGUCAAGAUAUUGUUCAUCCACUUGAGACUAAAUUCGAUUUAAAAGCAACAGCUUUUCUUGUCACUCUACCUAUCAAGUGUGAAAAUGGUGUUGGAUCAUGCACGUAUCAUGAUUGGUGUGUGGCUUGCUCAACAUGUUCCUGUCCUGUAUUCGGUGGUAAGCAAAUAAUGGAAAUACCAAUGAAUUUAACAGCAAGUAUACCUAUCGGCUCAAAAGCAACAGUUACAGCCGAAAUUAAUUUUCGAUCUGCCACAGGUCAAACAGGAUGUGUCAAAAUAACAAACAUUGAUGUGAGAAAAUAA